This is a messenger RNA of Osmerus eperlanus (European smelt), 1742 nucleotides long. Its product is annotated as ion channel TACAN-like. Gene Ontology annotation, cellular component: membrane. Gene Ontology annotation, biological process: fat cell differentiation. The transcript has 12 exons. Lineage: Eukaryota; Metazoa; Chordata; Actinopteri; Osmeriformes; Osmeridae. Bases 352 to 1368 code for a protein of 338 amino acids. The record is from RefSeq and is a predicted model, not a curated record.
CCAUUUAGCGUUUGCUUAUUAAACUGCGUCGCUUAUUAAAUAUUUACUUUAAUCUAACAUUAUCAUACAAGAGGUUCAAUCGAGUUUGUUCAGUGUUGAAACCCAAGCGAUCAAUCCAGUAUUGUGACGUGUUAAAUGAUAGCGUGAACAAUGUCCAGUUUGAAAUCAAUAUGUCAAAGUUCAGAAUAGUCAUAAACCAGCUGUGCAUGUGCACACCUUAAGAACUAAAAGUGCACUUUAACCUAAUCGGUUAAAGUGCAGUGGUUGGACAGGUUGGAGAACAGAACAAGUGUACACUUAUCUACUUUGGUAAAUUGAGAAUAGGUGGAAAAAUAAAAUAAUUUCAGAAAUAUGUCAGGUCUAACUGAGGCCCUCGAUGAAUGGAAUGCCCUCGACGAAGACUAUCAGCAAAUUCAGGAGACACAUCGGUUGUACUUGCAGAAACUAAAUGAAGUAUCUAAGCUGCAAAGCCAUGUCUCUUCUUCUAUUGCACGUCAGAAGAAAAGACUAAAGGAAUUGUCUUGGUUAAUGAAAAAAUGUAAAGGACUGAGUGAAGACGAGAGAGAAACUUUAGAUGGAAUCAAGGAGCAUAUCAAAGCCAGACCCAACAUUUUCCUUGAGAUGGAGGCUUUCCUUCCAAAGAAGAAUGGGCUGUAUCUGAAUCUUGUUCUGGGGAACGUUACUGUUACUCUUCUGAGCAAGCAAUUAAAAUUUGCUUACAAAGAUGAAUAUGAACAGUUUAAGUUGUGUCUCACAAUGAUUCUGCUACUGUUCUCCUUCAUAUGCACUUUCUUUGUGAGUUACCGGUUUGUUGAUGCUAUCCUGAACUUCUUGCUAGUCUGGUACUACUGCACCUUGACCAUCCGUGAGAGCAUCCUGAUCAGCAAUGGCUCCAGAAUCAAAGGCUGGUGGGUUUUCCAUCAUUACGUCUCUGCCUUCCUCUCUGGAGUCAUGCUGACAUGGCCUGAUGGCGUCUUGUACCACACCUUCAGGAACUUGUUCCUUGCCUACACCUUGUAUCAAAGUUUUGUACAGUGUCUGCAGUGCUAUUAUCAGAGCGGCUGUCUGUACAGAUUGAGAGCCCUCGGAGAGAGACACAACAUGGACCUGACUGUGGAGGGGUUUCAGUCUUGGAUGUGGAGAGGACUGACAUUUCUUCUUCCCUUUCUGUUUUUUGGUCAUUUCUGGCAGCUCUACAAUGGGCUUGUCCUGUUCAGAAUGGCCCAGCUCCCAGACUGUAAAGAAUGGCAGGUUUGGACAUGUGGUGCCUGCUUCUUGGUCCUCUUCAUGGGUAACUUCUUCACAACAUUGGCCGUCGUCCGCCAGAAGUUAAAGAGCAAGAGCCAGAUCAAGUCCAAGAGUCAGUAAUGUAGAAAGGAAGGACGAGAAGAAGGAUGUUGGCACAUGGUCAAAUCAAAAAGUGUCCCUUUAACAACCAUGUCUAAGUCAAGCUUGUUGGUGUCUACAAAAGUUUGACAUUUUUCCUAUGAUUCUUUUUUUUCUACAGCAGUUUACUCAUUCAAUGUUUUGAUUGCCACCUUAGAUUCAUGGAUGGAGAAAUUGAAUGAACGAUUAAUGGUGACAUUGUCAUUGAAGAAAGUUUUGUAAUACAUUAAUUAAAUAAUGACAAUAAAACUGUUUUAAUUGUGAUAAUUUGAAUACAGUAGCCUAGUAGUUAUGGAGCAAUAUUUUUCAUAUGUUUAAAAUGUACUUUUUACAGUGACAAAGUAUGUUGUACUUAG